AUGGUUGACUCUCAGCGAUCGUGUAAAUUAGUAGACCAUCAAUUCUCUCUCGAGGACGGCUUCACAUUCUCUACCGGCGACUCGUCCCCCUUUCGGUCCCUCAAUUCCCUCUCACAACCCUUGACCUUCCCAAGCACGAGUUCACGUUCUGGAAAAAGCAGUCAUGCUAGCCGCUGCGCCUCUAUAGACUCGUCCGUGCAAUCUGAUUCGACCCCUUACAGCUGCCAGUGCACCAGGUCUGCUCUCAAGAUCCUUGAAAUGCUUUCCAGUCCUUUCAAGCCCACCGAGAGGUUGUACUCCGUGGAGCAAGCACUCUACACACUGAAACGAAGCAUCAGACAAUGCCAGUCCCUGGUCCAAUGCUCGGCGUCUGAGCGAGAUUCCGGGAUUGAAUUGCUAGUCAUUGUGCUAUGUGAAAAGAUGACCGCAAUCUUCGAGGGGAUCUCAGCGGGCUGGGAACGCCAAUUACAAGCUGUCGCGUGCACGCAAAAGAAGCCAUGCGCUGCGUCUGCUAUCGGCGGGGUAGACCCGCCACAAAAUGAUUUCAGGUACUCACAGUAUUCGAGGAUACCAAUAGGGGGCUACCAAAUUGACACCAUAGAGGAACGUCACCUGGUGUUUGGGUUGCUGGUUCAGCUGCAGUUGAAGCGGCUGGGUGAGAUAAUGACCACACUGAGGAAGAAUGCCAUGGCUAAUAAUUUGGAGUCGCAUUUGGCUAUCUUGAUGCCUACAAAUCAGAAGGUCGAGAAUUUGAAGGCGGCGCUAGAUAAAAUUACGAUAUCACACUCUUAA
Messenger RNA from Penicillium vulpinum, 792 nucleotides. RefSeq lists its product as uncharacterized. The transcript has a single exon. NCBI's taxonomy places the organism in Eukaryota, Fungi, Ascomycota, Eurotiomycetes, Eurotiales, Aspergillaceae. The coding region runs from base 1 to 792 and encodes 263 amino acids. The record is from RefSeq and is a predicted model, not a curated record.